Arabidopsis lyrata subsp. lyrata is the source of this 1653-nucleotide messenger RNA. Its product is annotated as pto-interacting protein 1-like. Lineage: Eukaryota; Viridiplantae; Streptophyta; Magnoliopsida; Brassicales; Brassicaceae. Gene Ontology annotation, biological process: protein phosphorylation. The transcript has 7 exons. The record is from RefSeq and is a predicted model, not a curated record. The coding region runs from base 366 to 1397 and encodes 343 amino acids. Gene Ontology annotation, molecular function: protein kinase activity; ATP binding.
AGAAAAUCAAGGAGAUGAUGAAGGAGAUGUAUGUAUGGACGACGAUGAAGUUGCUAUGCGAUGCGACUCAGUGCUAUUGCUGUUUGGGGGAUUUUGACUGCGAUCCAUUGAAUGGGUAUUCUAAGUAUUUGACCCAUAUUAGACUUGUUCCAAGUAAGUACCAACAAGGCAACAAUGGUCAUCUAGUUAUUUAAAAAGUGGCUAAGGAUCAUUAGACAUUUUCAAAAUUCUUAUCUAAAAGGGUAAACAACUAUCAAAGACUCGACUCUCAUUAGAGAAUUUCAAGUUUUCUCUUUCUCUUGCUUUCCUUUCGAAGUUUUUUCUUGUAGCAAAAGUUAAGUUAGCUCGUCUGAGAAAAGGGUGUAAUGGGCUGUUUCUGUUUUGGAGGCCACCAUCAAAGAGCAGAUUCAUCCAUGAACCAGCCAGUAAUUCACAUGCAGCCUAUUGCUGUACCGGCCAUUCCAGUGGAUGAAUUGAAAGAUAUAACCGAUAACUUUAGUUCAGAGGUAUUAAUCGGUGAGGGUUCAUAUGACAAAUUGUUUUACGGUGUUCUUAAAAGCGGUAAAGAAGCUGCCAUCAAGAAACUUUACCCUACUAAGCAUUCAGAUCAAGAAUUUCUUUCCCAGGUAUCAAUGGUUUCAAGAGUGCAACACGAGAAUGUUGUUGCACUUAUGGGUUAUUGUGUUGAUGGCCCUCUCCGUGUUCUUGCUUAUGAAUAUGCUCCUAAAGGGUCUCUUCAUGAUGUUCUUCACGGUCAAAAUGGUGUCACAGGAGCACUACAAGGUCCUGUUUUGACGUGGCAACAAAGAGUCAAAAUCGCUGUUGGUGUAGCCAGAGGACUUGAGUACUUGCAUAAGAAAGUGAACCCUCAGGUUAUCCACCGAGAGAUCAGAUCCAGCAACAUACUUCUGUUUGAUGAUGAUGUUGCCAAAAUUGGUGAAUUUUAUCUGUAUUAUCAAUAUCAAUCCCCUGACAUGGCUGCUCGCGUUCAUUUAAGUUGUCUGGAUCGUCUGCUACUAAGAUUACUUCCUUUUCACUGUCCAGAAUUCACAAAGACAGGAAUAUUGACCACAAAGAGCGAUGUCUACACUUUUGGCGUUGUUCUGUUGGAACUCCUUACGGGCCGUAAACCAUUCGAUAAUACCUUACCGCGUGGACAAGAAAGACUAGUGACAUGGGCAACCCCUAAACUAAGCGAAGACAAAGUGAAGCAAUGCGUUGAUGCAAGACUACUCGGAGAGUACCCUCUCAAAGCUGUUGCCAAGCUAGCCGCGGUGGCUGCACUCUGUGUGCAGUAUGAUCCAGAUUUGAGACCAGACAUGAGCAUUGUGGUGAAGACACUUCAACCUCUUUUAAACCCUCCUUGUUCUUCUCCUCAGACUCCAGUCUCCACAUAGGAAUUCCCCUAUUCAACUAUUAUAUAGCCCAUCUCAUCUACUUCAUGAUGAUUAAUCAAAGUGUAUUGUUCAUUUUGUUCUGUAUUUGUGUAAAUUUCUAAUAUCUCAUUAACUCUUCAUUCAAGUCCCACUUUUCAAGACCUGUGUAUCAGACCUAUAUCAUUAUAUUCUGUGAUGUCGUUUGCGUGUGGGAAGAAGAACCACAUUUUGUAUGUGCAUGGUAAAUUUAUAUGAUUUCAAAAGACUCAUUUCUAAA